AUGCUGAGUUUCGUUCCGUUCAGCAUCGAUUCGAUGUGGAUCAAGGAUUCGAGCGGUCGAUUCCCAUUGAUGAGCGCUGUUGAUGAUCCGGACAUCGUGGACUGUAUGCAGUUGUUACUUUCGUGCAUGAUGGAACAGGCACCCGCUGACAUUUCCUCCCUUUUAUCCCAGGAUCGUCGGCAAAUGAUAAUGAGCUUAGCUCCUGUUGAUGUUUGGAUAGAAUCGGUGACCGGUGAACGAUGGUCGGAACGAGUUCGCCUAUUCGAGACAAUCGGUGAGCUGAAGAAACGCGUAUGGCGUCGCAAGAGGAUCAUACCGAGUCGGCAAGCUAUCGUUUUUGGCGGCCGGUCCCUGCCUGAUGAGGCGGAAAUGGACACAGUGGGUGUGCGUGCCGACUCAACCUUAAAACUGUUAGUGGUGGCGAAGUCGGGUCCAUUAACAGGACGAGAAAGAGACGAGCAGCUGCUGCUCAGCGAUGACGUGAGCGAUCGCGAGCACAGGCGUCAAAGUCGAAGGGGGUGUAGCGCUGCUGAAGAUACCAGCGCUAAAGAAAGCAGUGCUGGUGAAACGGAACGCGACCAAGAUGAUGUAGGAGUUGCUGGCACGUCGUCUACAGUCAAUUCCAGGCAUAUGCGUCGUACCCGAACAAAUAGUCAGGGCGCCCCCAAAGAUCUCCCUUCAUAUGCUGAAGGCUGCCCUCCGUUAAUCAACGUCACCGGUCCACAAACAAGUGCAGUGGUUUCAAACUCCCUGGGAGCUCUGACAGAGGCUCUGGAGAAGCUGGAGAAUCUACGAGUGGAUUCACCGACUGGUGAAGAGGUGCUGUCGGAAGAUCCAUCAGAGCUGUCGUCUGGUAUGAUUGUAUGCGACUUGACCAACGAGUUUCGACGACAAAAGGUGCGACGACAUCGGCUAUCCUCCGCUCCAUCGACAUGCCGCCAACGAGCGCGUAGUAAGCCGCGCAUAACUCACCGUGAGCGAUCAUCAUCCGAUGAUAAUGAAGCUAGCCAAGUUGAACCAGUUGCAUUUGCGCUGCCAGUUCGUCGUGGAGUUUCGACGAGAGCGGUCCGUUCAAUGGCAAUGCGUGGUGGGGCGGCGCGAUGUAAUGUCUGUGCUUUUCGUAUAAACAGCGCGUUUAUUGCACGGCUAAAUUCUUCCACGCUAUGUGGAAAAACGUUGUGUUCACGACAUCGUGCCGCCCAGUCACACACGUGCUCGAAAAUUCGCGCCAAGCUGCAGCAAGUCAGCGACUGA
Ostertagia ostertagi is the source of this 1254-nucleotide messenger RNA. Lineage: Eukaryota; Metazoa; Nematoda; Chromadorea; Rhabditida; Trichostrongylidae. The record is from the annotation of a GenBank genome assembly.